AGGUGAUUCUCACAAGACCGCCGUCUUAAUCCUCCCCGGCCCACCGAGAGGUUCCUCUGACAUCACAGCGGCUCCAAAGGGGCGUGAAGAUAAGUGGAACACAGUAUACUUAUGCUUUCCAGUGUGUCUCUCCGCACAUUGCCAGCGACCGCACUCACUAAUGCGAAGACACACAACAGAACGGAGCGCUUCCAAGAGAGAUUCCACGCAGCAAACCCGGGACUAAUUGCGCUGUUACUGUGAGAGACCUGCUGUGGAAUCCCAUUUGUCUUGCCGCUGAUUAGGAGGGGGAAAGGAAGAAGAGGAUAAGUGAAAGCACGUCAUGAAGGCGCUCUCCGCUCUGUGCCUUCUCGGCGUGUGGCUCGUGGCCCGGCCGGCGACGGCGCAGUUCCCCAGAGUCUGCUGCACCGUGGAAGGCAUCGUGUCCAAGCGCUGCUGCCCCGCCCUGGGCCCCGACCCGGCCAACGUGUGCGGCUUUCAGUCGGGCCGAGGGGUCUGCGCUGCCAUCCGGGUGGACAGCAAGCCCUGGGGGGGGCCCUACAGCCUGAGGAACGUCGACGACCGCGAGAGGUGGCCCACCAAGUUCUUCAACCAGACCUGCCGAUGCCUGGGUAACUACGGCGGCUUCGACUGCGGCCAGUGUAAGUUCGGCUGGACGGGGGCGAGCUGCGACCAGAGGAAGGCCCAGGUGGUCCGGCGGGACAUCCACUCGCUGUCGCCGGCCGAGCUGCGGGAGUUCCUGGACGUGCUGGACCUGGCCAAGAACGCCACCCACCCCGACUACGUCAUCGCCACGCAGCACUGGCUGGGCCUGCUGGGGCCGGACGGCACCGAGCCCCAGUUCACCAACACCUCCGUCUACGACUUCUUCGUCUGGCAGCACUACUACUCCGUCAGGGACACGCUGCUCGGUCCCGGUCGUCCCUUCAAGGGCAUCGACUUCUCCCACAAAGGGCCGGCCUUCAUCACCUGGCAUCGCUACCACCUCAUGAGCCUGGAGAGAGAGCUGCAGAGGCUGACGGGGAACGAGAACUUUGCGGUCCCGUACUGGAACUUCGCCACGGGCCAGACCGAGUGCGACGUCUGCAACGACGCCAUGCUGGGGGGCCGCAACCCCGAAGACCCCUCCCUCAUCAGCAACCAGUCCCGCUUCUCCAACUGGGGGGUGGUGUGCGACAGCCUGGAUGAGUACAACCGUCUGGUGGUCCUGUGUAACGGCUCCAGCGAGGGGGUGAUCCGCCGGGGCCUGGCGGGACGCGCCAACGUCAGCCUUCCCACCAUGAGCGACGUGCGCAGCUGCCUGGGCAUCAGGGACUUCGACAGCCCCCCCUACUUCACCAACUCCUCCUUCAGCUUCAGGAACGCCCUGGAGGGCUACGAGCGGCCGGACGGCGAGCUGGACGACUCGGUCAACAACCUGCACAACCUGGUGCACUCCUUCCUCAACGGCACCAGCGGCCUGUCCCACUCCGCCGCCAACGACCCCAUCUUCCUGGUGCUCCACGCCUUCACCGACGCCAUCUUCGACCAGUGGAUGAAGCGGAUGGGCCCGUCCAACGCCAGCUACCCGGACGAGAUGGCGCCCAUCGGCCAUAACCGGGACUUCAACAUGGUGCCCUUCUUCCCCCCUGUGACCAACGAGGAGAUCUACGUGACGGCGGAGCAGCUGGGCUACUCCUACGCCAUCGACCUGGAGGUGGAGGAGGGCGGGGCCAACGUGCUGGUGCUGGGCUCCACCCUGGGCGGAGUCUUCGUGGGGCUCCUGGGGCUCCUCCUCCUCUUCCUCCUCUACGCCCGCCAGCGGAGGAGCCGCGGGUUCGAGCCCCUGAUCAAGGCGGACUUCAGUAACAAGCGGUACACGGAGGAGGCCUGAACUGCCCGGCGACGGCGGCUGAUUGGCUCACACAUUGCACAACGAAAGAAGGCUCGUCCAAUCAGGAACCUGGAGGGUCUACAGAAGCAUAAAGACUGUACAUUUCAUAAUAAGAGCGCUGUAAAUAUGAAACGGCAUUGAAAAUAAGAAUAAAAAUACAUUUUCUGGAAUCAGUAUUGUCACCAAAAUUGUCUGGAUACUUGCUAGGAUUUUGACGUUGCAUUCUUACAAAUUAUUUUUUACAACAUCAAUAUCAGCUGUCAAUCAAUAUGAAUUCAGAAGAAAAAGUGACAGGACACAAUUAAAUCUUCGCUGCAUUUGCAUUCAAAACACUGGUAUUUUUGUUUGAUGUGGACUCUUGUAAACUAGAAAUGACAUUUCAAAACCCCAAGCACUUAAUAUGCAAUUGACAUUUUAUUUCAAACAACAAUUCAUUACUUCUAAUAAAAAAAAAAUCAUGAAAAA
This is a messenger RNA of Gadus macrocephalus (Pacific cod), 2338 nucleotides long. It is a transcript of the gene dct, whose product is annotated as dopachrome tautomerase. Gene Ontology annotation, molecular function: dopachrome isomerase activity; oxidoreductase activity. The coding region runs from base 323 to 1873 and encodes 516 amino acids. The transcript is spliced from 8 exons. The record is from RefSeq and is a predicted model, not a curated record. Lineage: Eukaryota; Metazoa; Chordata; Actinopteri; Gadiformes; Gadidae. Gene Ontology annotation, cellular component: melanosome. Gene Ontology annotation, biological process: ventricular zone neuroblast division; positive regulation of neuroblast proliferation; melanin biosynthetic process from tyrosine.